AUGAUAUUUAGGCAAAUAAAGAUAAAAAAUAACUACCUUUUUAUAAAUAAAUGUAUUAAUAUUAAAAGGGAAUUGUUCUAUAGUUAUCAUAAACUUAUAAAAGAAAAUAAUGUAAAUUUAUUUUUUAGUAAUAAUUUAAACAGUGAAAAAGAAAAUUAUUUUAAGAGAAAACUAAGAGUUAAUAAAUGCCUAUAUGCAAAUAUUAUCAAUAAAAAUAUUUGGUUAAUUGAAGAUAAGUGUGAUUUAAACUACAACGUAAACUACAAUGUAAACUAUUAUCGUAAUGAAAAAAUAAUAAAUGAGAAUAAGUUUAAUGUUAUAAAAGAAAAAAAUUUCUCCAAAAAAAGCAUAAGUUAUUUUUCCACCUAUUCAAAAGGUUUAAAAGAAAAUAAUAUAUCGCAAAAUAAUAAAAAUAAUGAAAACAUAAAAAAUGAAGAAUCAAAAGAAAAAAAAAUAAAAGAAGAAAAAUAUGACAUAAAAAAAGAAGAAUUACAAUGUAACAGUAAUAGUAAUAAUAAUAGUAGUAGUAAUAAUAAUAAUAGUAAUAAUAAUAGUAGUAGUAAUAAUAAUAAUAGUAAUAAUAGUAGUAGUAGUAAUAAUAGUAAUAAUAAUCAAAAUGAUAAUAAUUUAGAAAGUGGAUAUAAUUCAUUUGACAAUUCAGAAGAUAUAAAUAUGAUAAAUAUGCUAAAAAAAAAAAAGGUGAAAAUAAAUGAUAAAGAAAAUAAAUUAAUGAAAAUUUAUAAUAAAAGUUCAAAUGUAAUAAAUUCUUUAUUUUCAUACUUAAAAAAGGGGGGUGUGGAAAUAAAAAAGAUCAUAUUGAAACCAUCUUUAUUAAUUGUUUAUUAUAAUAAUACGAAAAAAAAUAUAAAACAUACACUGGUUUGGGUUAAAACAGGAAUUCUUUUAUUUUUAACAAAUAUGAAAAUAUCUAAAAAUUUAAUUAUUAAAAGACUAAAAGGACAUAGAUUAUCAUAUUCUGAAUAUAAAUUAUUGAUAAGAACAAUGAAUGAUAUGUUUAAAUUAAUUCCAUUCUCAUUUUUUAUUAUUAUUCCUUUUGCUGAAUUUUUACUACCUGUAUUUUUGAAAAUAUACCCCAAUUUAUUACCGUCUACUUUUAAAAAUGAUGACAAUUUUAAUAAUAUAAAAAAAAAUUUAUAUGCAAAACAACAAUUGGCAAAAUUUUUGCAGCAGUUAAUUGAGGAAAAAGAAAAGCAGUUAAAUGAAAACAUAGACAUAGAUUCAGAUAAAAAAAAAACAAUUUUAAAUAAAUUUCACCAACAAUUAAUUAAUAAAGAUGAAAAAGAUAUAAAUCCAUUUUUAAGUGUAACAGAUACAUUAAAAAUAGCAAAGAUAUUUAAAGAAGAUUUUGUAUUAGAUCAAAUGAAUUUAAAAACAUUACAAACAAUAUGUCAUUUACUUGGUUUAAAACCAUAUGGAAUGCAUUAUCAUGUGGUUUUGCAAUUAAGACAUCAUUUUUUGAGAUUACAGAGAGAAGACAGAGAGUUAAUCUAUGAAGGAGUUGAUAAUUUAAAAAAAAAUACAUUAAUAGAGAUAUGCAAAGAUAGGGGUAUGAAUUUUAAUACAUCAGAGAAAGAAAUGAAACUACAAAUACAACAAUGGUUACAAUUAGCUAGUAUAAAAGAAGUUCCAUAUAUAUUACUUUUGUAUAUUAGAUGUGUAGUUGUUACCCAUGCUAUUAUGGAUAUACAUGACUCUAAUAAAAUAUCUAAUUUACCAAACGAAAAAAAUACAAAAUCAUCAAAUAUAGAUGAUAAACAAAAAUUAAUCCAGGAAGCUAAAGAAAAAUUAGAUGACUUAAAAAUGAAAGAGGAAGAAAUUAAAAAAAAUAUUAACAAAGAAACAAAUGAAGAAAUUACAGAGCAUAAUGAAAAAAAAAUGAAAAUGCAUUUUCUUAAAAAAAACAAAUAUAUGCAAAAUGAACUAAACUUAUUAAAACACAUUUGUGAUUUGCAGCAUAAAGAAUUGAAGAUUGCCUUUACAUCAUUAACUGAUUUAGCUGAAAAAAAGCAAUCAUGUGAUAUUAAUGAAAUAAUAAAAAAUAUGUCUGAAAGACUGUUAGACAUUGAAAAACAUAUAAGUGAGUUAAAUGUUCAUAAACAAAUGGAAAUGGAUGAAUACUUCUAUCCUGAAGAUGAGAAAAGUGAUGAUAUUAUAAAUAUAAAAAGCUAG
Messenger RNA from Plasmodium gallinaceum, 2190 nucleotides. RefSeq names its product LETM1-like protein, putative. The transcript is spliced from 4 exons. Gene Ontology annotation, biological process: intracellular monoatomic cation homeostasis. The record is from RefSeq and is a predicted model, not a curated record. The coding region runs from base 1 to 2190 and encodes 729 amino acids. Gene Ontology annotation, molecular function: ribosome binding. Gene Ontology annotation, cellular component: mitochondrial inner membrane. NCBI's taxonomy places the organism in Eukaryota, Apicomplexa, Aconoidasida, Haemosporida, Plasmodiidae.